UUACUUGGCUGGCUAAUCUGAGCAAGAUCGCCAACCUCCCAGGUCACGUUGAGAGCAGGAGAAGUGCCUUUUGGGAGGAUCACUGCAAGUCAAUCAGUUUGGGAGAGCUGUCUUCACUGUGCUCGCUUUGAGCCUCAACCCAGGGAGACAUAAUGUACGGGCUGCUGUGCGAGAGUCUUCACGACUUCAUCAAGGAGUCAUACGGAGAUGAUGUGUGGAAGCUGGUCAGAGAGAGAGCAGAUGUCAGGCUGCACUCCUUUGUCACCCACCAGGUGUAUAGCGAGAGUGUGAUUCCCCGUAUUGCAAAGGCAGCCAGUGGAGUGACAGGGACGCCCUACAAUGAGCUGAUGAACUCCUGGGGUGUCUAUUUCCUGGGCUUUGUGGGGAAGUAUGGCUAUGACAGGAUCCUCAAGGUGUUGGGCCGCCACGUACGUGACUUUGUCAACGGCCUUGACAACCUCCACGAAUACCUGCGCUUCAGCUACCCCAAGGUGCAGCCCCCGACCUUCUUCUGCCAGGAGGAGUCUGCUACCGGAGUCACCCUCCACUACAGGAGUAAGCGUAAAGGCUACCUGCACUAUGCCAUGGGUCAGCUGAGGCAGAUGGGGAAGCAAUUCUACGACACAGACAUCCAAGUGGAGGUGAUGUCUGAGCAGAUUGUCGGAGACUACUCCCACGUCACCAUGAGGCUGAACUUUGACAACUCAGCCUACCGCUACAUCAUGAAGGAGGAUGAGGAAGAGCAGGAGAUUUUGCCCAUUACCUCAGACUUCUUCUUUGAGGUCUUCCCCUUCAAUAUUGUCUUCAGACAGGACAUGGUGGUGCAUAACGUGGGCUCGGGCCUGUCAACAGUCUUCCCUGAUCUGGAUGGGAAGAAGAUCAACGAUGCCUUCUUGCUCGCUCGCCCCCUAGUGGAGUUCACCUGGAACAUGAUCAUCUCCCACCCUAACAAUCUGUUUGAGAUAAUGUCCAAGGAGCCUGUGAAAAGAGAGAGGAACCUUCACAACCGAGUCCAAAAUUCUGACUAUGAAAAUGCCAAUCGUACCGCUGACGUCGAUGUGGAGCUCAUGGCUUUCCAGUCCAUCAUUGGAGAUGAUUACAAAGCAUUUGAAUUUGCUCCUCUUUUAGACGGUAACAGCGCUAAUGCGAUGGAGAGCUGGGGUGAUGGGACCCGCUGCCUGAAACUAAAAGGACAAAUGAGAUACAUGCCAGAGUGGGAGUCCAUCAUCUUCCUGGGAACUCCUGUGAUGGAGAGUCUGAGUGCGAUGUUCAGGACCGGCCUGUACAUCAAUGACCUGAGUAUGCACGACUCCAGCAGAGAUCUGGUGUUGGCAGGGACUCAGCAGUCAGAGGAGCUGAAGAGAGCUCUCAUACAGGAGCAGAAGAAGUCCAGUAAGCUGGAGGAGAGCAUGAAGAUGUUGGACUAUGAGAUGAAGAAGACCGAUGACCUUCUCUACAGGAUGAUUCCCAAGCCAGUGGCUAAGAGGCUCCGCAAAGGAGAGCCUGCUGUGAACACUUGUGAGGUGUUCCCAGAUGUGACCAUUCUCUUCAGCGAUGUUGUGGGUUUUACUCGCAUUUGCAGCCACAUCACCCCGAUGCAGGUGGUCUCCAUGCUCAACACCAUGUACACGCUGUUUGACACGCUCAGCGAGAAGCAUCGCGUAUUCAAGGUUGAGACCAUUGGAGAUGCCUACAUGGUGGUUGCUGGGGCUCCCGAGAAAACCAAGUACCAUGCUCAUAACAUUUGUGACAUGGCCCUCGACAUGGUGCGCUCCAUCGACCACCUAAAAGAUCCCUCCAAUGGCAACCACAUACAGAUUCGUGUUGGGAUCCACUCUGGCAUGGUUGUGGCAGGUGUGGUGGGACAUAAGAUGCCACGUUACGGUCUGCACGGGGACACGGUCCACACCGCAUCCGCCAUGGAGAGCAACGGCAAGGAGAUGCACAUUCAGCUCAGCAGCGCCACCUAUGAGCACCUGAAAGGAAGUCACUUCAUUUUCGAAAGGAGGGGCACCAUCACCAUCAAGGGGAAUGUUGAAAUCGAGACGUACUGGUUGAAAGGAAAGAGGGACAAGGAUGGGAAUGCUCAGGCAGCGUGUCCUCAGUUUGAGAAUCAGACCAUCAGCAAGGCUAACAUCUCAGCCCCUGAGGCCACGCGAAAUGAGGAGGGACUGGUUUUCCCUCUGGUUGCGGGGGAAGGCAAGGACGAUGUCAAGUCUAUUCGCUCUCAUCGCAUCAAGAUGGAGAUUUCGGGCCUUUCCCCGGAGGAGUCGAUGGAGGAGUCCCACGUGGAGGAGACGUCUGUUCAUAAGCCACACUACAAGGACGCUUUGCAGGACGGCCUCGAGGAUUCUCACCUGGAACUGAACUCGCACGAGUGCGAUGGCCGAGACUCCGUCACGGAGUCCCGCAGCAGCUCCUGCGACUCCCACAGCUCCAAGAGCGCCAUGUGCUCUGUGUCGUGAACCCAACCCGAUGCUAGCUAAUGCUAUAGCCAGUAAUUCUACUGCUUCUGAAGCGCUUUAUGUACAACUCACUCAAAGCAGUGAAUGUUAGGUCCGACACCAGAUAGAAAUGCAGGAUUUUACUGUUAUUGUUUGCCUUCUUGGAGACUUUUUUUUUUUGGUGAUGCCAUGGCAACCUCUGAUGACAUGUUGUUUGUACAUGGACUAGACUAUAAAGCUUGAAAUCUCUAGUGGUUGUGUGUGGCGUUAAUACUGCACAGCAAAUAUCAUCAUCAGUGCUCAUUUAGCUCGGACAAUACAGAAACAAAUCAGUGUUAACUUUACACUUUGAUUGUUUGCAACAGCUGCCUCGGAGCUCAAUCUGUUCCCAGAGUGAAAAGACACGUCUCCAAUUCAUACCUCACAUCAGUCACCUCAGGGCGAUCGCCACUGAAAGAUUUUGCUGUGCACCCGUAUUGUAAAAUGUUUUAGUUCCAAAAAGUGUUCACUGUCAGUGGACACAGGCUUUGUAAUUUCCUGCACUGUUUUUUUUUAUAGUUUUGACAUCUUGUUUCAUCCUGGGAGAAAAGAAAUCCCUCUCUUCCCUCUCCCUCCUCACGUCUGAAUUCAUUAUUCUAGCUCGGUCUCGUCAAAUCCACAGCCCCGGCACAAUGUAAACGCUUGUCAGCUCAGUGAAAAUAAAGAGAGAUGACUGAUA
Messenger RNA from Paralichthys olivaceus (Japanese flounder), 3162 nucleotides. The record is from RefSeq and is a predicted model, not a curated record. NCBI's taxonomy places the organism in Eukaryota, Metazoa, Chordata, Actinopteri, Pleuronectiformes, Paralichthyidae.